This is a messenger RNA of Anthostomella pinea, 1272 nucleotides long. NCBI's taxonomy places the organism in Eukaryota, Fungi, Ascomycota, Sordariomycetes, Xylariales, Xylariaceae. The record is from the annotation of a GenBank genome assembly.
AUGGCUCCCAACAAUGACAAAACGGCCGUUGCUGAAUGCAUCUCGGACGACGCCCUCAUCCACCUGCGAUCCUACAAGUAUUCGGCCGUCGACAAGUCGCCCGUCUCGCAAUACAUCCUCCGACCAUACUGGAAUGCGUGCGUUGAGCUAUUGCCGCUAUGGCUGGCGCCCAACAUGGUCACCCUUCUGGGGUUCCUCUGCAUAUUGGCGAACAUCGGGUUGCUGGUCAUACUCAUGCCAGAUCUAGUCGGACCGGGCCCCUCAUGGAUGUACCUGAGCUUCGCAUUCGGUCUGUUCAUGUACCAGACUAUGGACAACAUCGACGGCAAGCAGGCGAGGCGGACAGGUACAUCGAGCGGUCUAGGCGAGCUAUUCGACCACGGCAUCGACUCCCUAAACUGCACCCUUGCGAGUCUACUGGAGACGGCAGCGAUGGCACUGGGGACAUCGAAAUCAGGCGUCUUCACCGCCCUGUGUCCAUGCCUGCCCAUGUUCUUCUCAACCUGGGAGACAUACCACACCCACACCCUAUACCUGGGCUAUUUCAACGGACCUACGGAAGGCCUCUUGAUCGCCUGUAGUGUCAUGGCCAUUUCGGGGAUUUGCGGUCCGGGAAUCUGGACAGAGCGUAUCGUGGAUAUCGUGGGCGAGAAGAACCUCCUCGGCUAUACCGAGCUCGUCGGCGACCACUCGAUCCGCGACAUCUGGAUCCUCAUCAUUGUCGGCUCGCUCGUGCUCGGCCACAUGCCCUUCUGCGUGCUGAACGUCGUCAAGGCCCGGCGGAGAAACAAGCUGCCAGUGCUGCCUGUGUUCCUCGAGUGGAUCCCCAUGGCCGUCUACACCCUCUCGAUCGGCGCGUGGCUGUACUCGCCGUACUCGACACUGAGGCGCGAGAACCACCUCGUCCUCUUCUGUCUGACCAUGUCCUUCGUGUUCGGCCGCCUGACGACCAAGAUCAUCCUCGCGCACCUGACGCGCCAGCCGUUCCCCUUCUGGACCGUCAUGCUGGUGCCGCUCGUCGGCGGCGCCGUGUUGGGCAACCUGCCGCGGUUCAGGCUCCCUGCCAUCUCGGCGCAACUCGAGCACUACUACCUCUGGGCGUACUUCCUGUUCUCCCUGGUUGUCUACUUCCGGUGGGCCUUCCUGGUCACGACGAGUAUAUGCAACUUCCUCGGCAUCAACUGUCUCACGAUCCCUCGCGAGAAGCAUCUCGAGAACAAGCGGAAGCUGUUGGAGGCCAAAACUGCCGCAAAUGGGAAGAAAUCGCAGUAG